Hipposideros armiger (great roundleaf bat) is the source of this 707-nucleotide messenger RNA. RefSeq names its product mitochondrial ribosomal protein L21 (gene MRPL21). Gene Ontology annotation, cellular component: ribosome; mitochondrial large ribosomal subunit. The record is from RefSeq and is a predicted model, not a curated record. The coding region runs from base 19 to 648 and encodes 209 amino acids. Gene Ontology annotation, molecular function: RNA binding; structural constituent of ribosome. NCBI's taxonomy places the organism in Eukaryota, Metazoa, Chordata, Mammalia, Chiroptera, Hipposideridae. Gene Ontology annotation, biological process: translation. The transcript has 7 exons.
GGCCGAGGCUGCGGGAAGAUGGCGGCAGCCAUGGCGGCCUCGACCCUGCCGGUCACCUUUGGGCGGCUGGUGUCCGCGUGCAGCCGCAGCAUCCUGAGGCCGUCGGGGCCCGGAGCGGCUUCCCUGUGGUCUGCUUCUCGAAGGUUCAGUUCGCAGAGCACUUCGUUUCCACAAGGAUAUGUCCCUAAAACAUCCCUGAGUUCACCACCUUGGCCAGAAAUCGUUCUGCCAGACCCAGCUGAGGAGACCAGACAUCACGCAGAGGUCGUGGGAAAGGUGAACGAGCUGAUCGCCACCGGCCAGUACGGCAGGCUCUUCGCCGUGGUGCACUUUGCCAGCCACCAGUGGAAGGUGACCUCCGAAGACCUGAUUUUAAUCGAAAAUGAAUUAGACAUUGAAUGUGGAGAGAGGAUUCGGUUGGAGAAGGUCCUGCUGGUUGGGGCUGACAACUUCACGUUACUUGGCAAGCCGCUCCUUGGAAAGGAUCUUGUUCGAGUAGAAGCCACAGUCAUUGAAAAGACAGAAUCAUGGCCAAAAGUCAAUAUGAAAUUUAAGAAAAGGAAAAACUACAGGAAGAAACAUAUUACUGUGAACCCACAGACGGUCCUCCGGAUAAACACCAUUGAGAUUGCUCCAUGUCUGCGCUGACCAUCCAGCUGACAUUUCCAAAAAUGUAAAAAUAAACUCCCUUUUUCCAGGAAGAUCGA